This is a messenger RNA of Drosophila biarmipes, 1866 nucleotides long. RefSeq lists its product as uncharacterized. The coding region runs from base 231 to 1724 and encodes 497 amino acids. The record is from RefSeq and is a predicted model, not a curated record. The transcript has 2 exons. NCBI's taxonomy places the organism in Eukaryota, Metazoa, Arthropoda, Insecta, Diptera, Drosophilidae.
AAACUUCUUCAAUUGCUGCUUUAACACGAAACUGUUACAUCAAUUAAAGGUUGCGCUUGCAGAAGAAAAUUGAAUUUUAGAGCAAUCGAUUUCCACCACGUCUAAAAUCAGACUCAAUUGGAAAUGCUUAAUGAGAUUGGUCGCAAGUCAAUGUAGCGAGGGUAUAUAGGGAACCCAGCUACCAUAUACGGACCUCCACUCUGGUUCCGGUGAAGCUGAAAGGCGUAGCUAUGUUGAUUUCCUGCCUGUGGACAACUCUUCCGUGGAUUGUCCUGGGCCAGACGUACUACAUGAGCUUUAUUUUCAACAACUAUGGGCCCUCCAGAAUAAGUGCGCCUCAACUGGGAUUCAACGGCUCAUCGAAUCCGCAAAUGGAGGGAGGCAAUCCUAGAGUUAGCUCGGAAGAGCAUCCGCAUGAGCAGGAAACUCUGGAGGUUAGUUCGUUGGAGCAUUCAAGGGAGUCCAAGCGGAAACCAAACCGUAAGAAAUACAAGGAAGCGGAAACUCUUGAGCUGAGUUCAGAAGACCAUUCGCGGGACACUCAUAACUCCAAGCCCGAUGUAGAAAACAUGGACUCAAGCGAUUCAGAUGAGGCUUUAAUUUGGUCCACAACCGCAAGGACAAAGCCCACGACUCCAAAGAGAAAACCCAAAAGGACUACAAGUGAAACUGCAGAAUUGCCAAGUGAAAUUACCACGGAACCGAAUAAGGUCACUGCAACUGAUAAGGGGAAAACGGAAGACCUAUCGCCCCCUAAUCCCCCUGAAGAAGUCACAGAAAGCCCAGAGGAACCAAUCGUCAGUACAUCCUCCAUAGCCACCAUCCGACCAACCAGUCCUUCGAGGACUUGGGGGGAGACCGUCACACCACAUCCCCCCGAAUUCUUCGAAUACCCAGAGGCCGUGUGCCGCGAGGACAUGGAUCUGCACGAGGUGUUCGGCAUCAGACUCGAACGUGAUCGGGGCUUGCCCACCAAGAUUCUGUGCGACUUCAAGAACAGCUGGGGCGGUCCUUGGCUACUUAUGACGCGAAUAGAGCUCCCAGUGCGCAUACACCUGCGCCACUGGUACUUCGGCUACGUGACUCCGGACUACAAGGACAUCAACAUCAACUUCCUGGCGCUGGCGCACAUCAUGAACUCCAUGCGAACUGCCAUGCUGAUCCUCGGGCAGGACAAGGACAACAAGUUGGUCUAUAAUCUCUACGACGACGUGGUCAUCUCGGCCUUCAACGAUCUGUUCAUGAUGCGCAAGGCCGAGUUGGUGGAGGCCAACACCACGGAGCUGCUAUUCGUGUCCGUGGGCAAGGUGAUGAGUUCGUAUGCGGGGCGGAAUCGAUCUUGUCCUUUGCAGGUCCUCGGCAGCUGGUGGGGUCAUCACGUGGUGCAAGAAAUGUACCAGGGAUUUUUCUGUGUAUUUCCCAAAGAUCGGAACAUUACAAUGCCUGGCUAUGUGGCAAUAUUUAUCAAGCCCAGCUUGUUUCCGGCAAACCACACAGCCCUCUACAACAAGCCCAUCUCCACGCGACGACCCUGGAAUACCAGCCUUAACACGAAGGUACUAAAUGAAACUGCCAGAAGUCCGACGCUGUAUAGGAAAAAUCAAAAAACCGAGUGGGAACGAAACAAGGUGGCUGUCAACAAGGAGCUGGUGCGACGUGCGAGGAUCUUCGAGACCAUCGACCGGUUGAGAAUGGAGGAGGCGAAGCGCUACCGCAUGAGGUAGCAUUAAAGGGGUUCUAGGCUUAGGGUGACACACUUGGGCUGGUACUUCUCCAUUACUCAAGAGGGAGAAUAGUUUAAGCUGUAUAGCGUUUAAGUACUAAAUCACUCAUUAGUUUAAGCUAAUAAAUAGGAAUGGACAUUUU